Molecule: messenger RNA, 324 nt
Organism: Rotaria sp. Silwood2
Lineage: Eukaryota; Metazoa; Rotifera; Eurotatoria; Philodinida; Philodinidae
Source: the annotation of a GenBank genome assembly
AUGAAGGCUGAAACAACAACCAUAGAAACAACAGAAUGUGCUGCUCAAUCACAAAAUACUGGAAUAUUGUCAGCAUGGAAAAGUCAAAGUAAUCCAUCUUAUUCUAUGCCAAGACAUCGUGAGCAACAACACCUAGGUGAGCUAGGCGAUCGUUUAAAUGAUGUUUUAGAUAUUACAUGUCAAUCUAAAUGUAAAAUUGACCAGCAAGUUACACGAGCAGAUCAAUUAAAAAUUAAAGUUGAUAUUAUUAAACAAGGUUUAACAGAUUUAACAAAAAUAAUGAAAUCGGCAAUUAUGGCGUUGUUAGACAAGAAAAAUAAAUAA